AUGCAGGACCGGCGUUACAAAUUAGAAAUAUUUCCAAAGCAACAGGCCAAUUACUUUUACAUGCUAGGAGAGCUGAGGCAAAGGCACCCCCAGGCCGCGGCGCCCGGCCUCACCGCCCCUACAAAGCCGCGCGCGCGCCCCCGCCCCGCGCCGCGGCCCUCCCCUCCGUGCCGGGCUCCCCGGCUCCCCCACCUGGCCCCUCCCCGGGCCUUUCCCCCCCCACCACCACCCCCAACUCUCACGCCCGGCCCCGCCGCCCCCACCCCGCCCCCCGGAGCUGCGGGCGAAGUUUGCCGGGGCCGCGCGGCGCCCCUCCCCGCCCCGCCCCUGCACCUGCUCCGCGCGCGCCCCCUCCGGGAGGGGCGGGAGGGCGGCGGCGGGGGGCGCGGGGGGGAGCGGCUACUCACGAGCCCCGGCGGGCGGCGGCGCGGGCGGGCGGGCGGGCGGCGGCGGGCCGGCGGCGCGGGCGUCAGCGUUACGUGGGCCGGGGGAGAUGCGCCGGGCCCCGGCCCCCCCGCCCCGGCCCGGCCCCCGCCCCUCCCCGGCCCUCCGCCCCCGGCCCGGCCCGCAUUGUGUACGGCGGGAGGCGGCCCGGCCAUUAGCAUGCGGGGGGCGGCGCGGCGGGCUGCGCGCUCGGGCUCCGGGGCCGGGGGGACCCCCGGAGCGGCAAGAGGCGGCCGCCAGGGGUGCGGGCCUUGGGUGGGGUGGGGGGAACCGGGGGCGUCGCGCGAGGAGGAGGAGGAGGGGCGGGGGUGGGGCGCGCAGACCGUUCCUCGAGGAGACUGGAGGAGAUUGUGA
Molecule: messenger RNA, 798 nt
Organism: Peromyscus leucopus (white-footed mouse)
Lineage: Eukaryota; Metazoa; Chordata; Mammalia; Rodentia; Cricetidae
Product: translation initiation factor IF-2-like
Exons: 2
Coding region: 1-798 (265 amino acids)
Source: RefSeq, a predicted model, not a curated record